Messenger RNA from Hemicordylus capensis (graceful crag lizard), 2628 nucleotides. RefSeq names its product phytanoyl-CoA 2-hydroxylase interacting protein like (gene PHYHIPL). The transcript is spliced from 5 exons. The coding region runs from base 452 to 1582 and encodes 376 amino acids. The record is from RefSeq and is a predicted model, not a curated record. Gene Ontology annotation, molecular function: protein binding. Gene Ontology annotation, cellular component: cytoplasm. Lineage: Eukaryota; Metazoa; Chordata; Lepidosauria; Squamata; Cordylidae.
GAGAGGUGAGGUUGGUACAAGCGCUGGGCUUGACUCAGCAGUAGCCGCGCGCGGCCCCUUUAAACGACGAGCCCUGCCAAGCGUGCUGAGUGUGAGCGGCGGCGGCGGCGGCGGCGUCUCCCUCCCCUUCCCUCGCUUACUCCCCGCUCCAUUGCAGUGACAGUCAGUCCCCCUCCGCCCCCCUCCCCCUGUGCCUGCCUUCCAAUCCGCGCCCGACGCCGCCUGCCAGCCAGUCCCGGGGAGGGAAGUGAACGCGCGCGUCUCUGCUGCACCCAGCAAUUUUGCAGCCAGCCUGGGGAGCGAGAGAGGCAGACGAAAGCUGCUGCUGCUGCUAUUGCAAAGUGUGCCCCUUCCCACCACCCAUCUUCCCCCUCCCCGUGACAGCACAAAAUUUAAAGAGUCGGGGAGAAGAAAAUAAUAAAUAAAUCAGACAAGAAGUAGGGAUAAAACAAUGGAGGUGCCUCGCCUGGAUCACCAUAUGAGCAGCCCGACCAGCCCCUGCGAGGAUGUCAUCAAGAACCUCAGCUUGGAGGCGAUUCAGCUCUGCGAUAGGGACGGAAAUAAAUCGCAAGAUAGUGGGAUUGCAGAGAUGGAGGAGCUUCCUGUUCCACACAACAUCAAAAUCAGCAACAUCACCUGUGAUUCCUUCAAGAUUUCAUGGGACAUGGAUUCCAAAUCCAAGGAACGCAUCACUCACUACUUCAUUGACCUAAACAAAAAAGAGAACAAGAAUUCCAACAAAUUUAAACACAAGGAUGUACCCACAAAACUGGUGGCAAAAGCUGUUCCCCUGCCUAUGACUGUCCGUGGACAUUGGUUCCUGAGCCCAAGAACUGAGUACACAGUAGCUGUACAAACUGCAUCAAAGCAAGUUGAUGGUGAUUACAUGGUUUCAGAAUGGAGUGAAAUCAUAGAGUUUUGUACAGCAGAUUAUUCAAAGGUUCACUUAACACAACUUUUGGAAAAAGCAGAAGUGAUUGCAGGACGUAUGCUUAAAUUUUCAGUCUUUUAUCGGAACCAGCACAAAGAAUACUUCGAUUAUAUCAGAGAGCAGCAUGGAAAUGCUCUGCAGCCUUCUGUCAAGGAUAACAGUGGGAGCCACGGCUCUCCAAUCAGCGGGAAGUUGGAGGGUAUCUUCUUUAGCUGCAGUACUGAAUUUAACACUGGGAAGCCCCCGCAAGAUUCUCCUUAUGGAAGAUACAGGUUUGAGAUUGCAGCAGAAAAACUUUUCAACCCAAAUACUAACUUGUACUUUGGGGACUUCUACUGCAUGUACACAGCCUACCACUACGUCAUCCUCGUCGUUGCACCCGCGGGGUCGCCGGGAGAUGAAUUCUGUAAGCAGCGCCUCCCUCAGCUGAACUUGCAGGAUAACAAAUUUCUGACCUGCACCGAAGAAGAUGGGGUCAUGGUUUACCACCAUGCACAGGAUGUAAUCUUGGAAGUGAUUUACACUGACCCUGUAGAUCUCUCCCUUGGCACAGUUGCAGAAAUUACUGGCCAUCAGCUAAUGAGCUUGUCGACCGCCAAUGCUAAGAAAGAUCCCAGCUGCAAGACCUGCAACAUCAGUGUUGGACGUUAAUUUCAGUCUCUCCCCUCUUCCUUAGGAGUCUUCUCUGUUGCCUAUUCCCAUUGUCAGCCGUUCUCAUCAGACGCAUGCAUAAUGCCGUUCUUACCAAAAGCAAACACACCAGUGAUUGAAUUCUCCAAUAGUAUUCUUGGGGCAGGACUGCACAUUAGAGGCAACACGGAGCCGCUGCUGAAAACAGCAUCCCAUGUCAAGCUUGAGCCACCUCCCCUGUAAUGUUUAGGCAUGCUCUCCCAUGUUGAGAUCUCUUUCCCUUUGUGCAUUUCCCUGGUUGAUGGGGGCAGAGAAGAAAACCCACAACCCGGGGACCUCGCAAUGCAGAUGGGUGUGCCCAAAUGCUAUGGGGGAGAGAAAGGAACCGCUUAGCAUGGGGCUGCUGUUAUCAGUGGCAGCAGCUCCAUAUCCAGUGUAGCACGUCGUUCUGCCCCUUAGUAUUUCUUCCCACCUUCCUUUCCUUCUGGUCCACCAGUGCUUUCAACAGCUCUUGGGUUUUUCUUUCUAGCAACCAUUUAUAUAUCUAGAUGCUGCAAUUGGUGUUUUACAUUUUCUUCCUUUUUUCCUUUCUCUUUCUCCAUAUUGCCAAAUGUAACAAAACUAUAUAAACAGCUUUAGCAAAAUAAAAACUACUGGCUUCUAAAUGGUGUUUAAAUAUGUAUUCAUUUUAAUCUACUGAACAACUUAACUGGGAUUAUCUCCAAACAGCAUGAAAGGUUGUAAUUGCAGCAUGAUUUAACUCUCGCAGCCUAGAAAAAUGUCAGCACUUCCAAUGUGUUGUUUGACAGUGUUAUUUAUGUUAUUUAUAUUAGCUAACAAAAAAAACUGUGUUUCAACAUAAUAGAAAAAUAUUUUAUUUGUACUGUUGUAUAAAAUAUUAUACAAUCAUAUAGAAUAUAUAGAUUACAUUUUAAUAGCAACUGUAUACAUAUGUCAUGAAACCAUUUUUCCCUUAUCAAAGAUGUAGUUUGUAAACUUCAAAUACUUGUGUAUCUGUUCCUGUUGCUCUUACAUGACUUUUAAUUAAAACAGAUUUAUGAAGACCA